This is a messenger RNA of Nematocida homosporus, 1050 nucleotides long. RefSeq lists its product as uncharacterized. The transcript has a single exon. Gene Ontology annotation, cellular component: cytoplasm; nucleus. Gene Ontology annotation, biological process: mitotic cell cycle; intracellular signal transduction. The record is from RefSeq and is a predicted model, not a curated record. Gene Ontology annotation, molecular function: histone H3T3 kinase activity. NCBI's taxonomy places the organism in Eukaryota, Fungi, Microsporidia. The coding region runs from base 1 to 1050 and encodes 349 amino acids.
AUGCAGAUGAGGACGUUUGGGAAGCGAGGUCGGCCAAGUCGUAAAAGCCUGGGCGUUUUGGCGGCACCAAGUCUGUUUGCCUUGGAAGUUUCGACUGAGAGACCUAUUAAGGAAAAUAGUAAGUCAAGUAAUAGUCGAAGACGAAGUGUGGGCUGGGAAGGAAAUGAAGAUAGUGGCAAAGUAGAGAUAAAGAGAUUUAAAGAUUUACCAAUCGCUUACUUGGAAAAACUUGGUGAGUCUACCUUUAGUGAGAUCUUUAUUGACCGUCGAGAUAUGCGAGUUUAUAAGAUUAUGCCGAUUACCUUUAAGAAGGAGUAUAAACGAGUGCAACAUACGAAGAUGGAGUACUUUCUUAAGGAGUGUUUAGUAAUGGGUCGAAUGAACAAAUCGGUCUACUCAACGAAAAUGUUUAGCUGGAUGGUAGUAGUAGAUAGGUAUCCGGAAGAGUUAGUGGAAAAGUGUCGGAUUUGGGCGGCUGAUAAUUGGGAAUCGGCUGAGAAUUUAGUACCACAGAAGAAUAACUCGUCUGGUAUUUUUGGGAUAAUUCAAAUGGAGUAUGGGGGUAUAGAGUUAUCUAAGAUAGAUUGGGGUAGUAUUAGGUUUGAACAAGUUCAGGAGAUUAUUAGUAAAUUACGAUUGUGUGUUGAUCGCAUGGGAUCUUUAGGGGUAGAACAUAGGGACAUGCAUGAAAGUAAUGUUUUAGUUGAGUUUUUAGGAGAUAGUGGGUGUCGAGUACGUGCGAUUGAUUACUCAUUGGCCUGGGCGGACUGGGUGGGCGUAGGUUUGUUUUCAAUUGAGGUGGUUGAUGAUCUGGAAGCUGGAGUGAUUUACUAUCGGGCGGGACGGACUCUUUAUACUGAUUUAGAUACGGAAAUGCCGUGGCUCUUUGCUAAUUAUGACGAUGAUCCGCAUAGGCAGGUUUACAAGCGGAUGAAUGCUGAGUAUAGUGGUGAGAAUCGUUGGCAGCACCGAGGACACAGUAACCGAUACUGGCUUCAGUAUCUUAUAGACUGGAUAUACGAUAAGUGGCGGAAAACCACUCAGAUUUAG